GGCAAGCAGUAACGGUCUCUUACAUAUCGCAAGACCCUUGGGAGAAGCACGCGGCGCACCGCGAGGAGAUUCUUCUCCUGGCGGGGCAUCCCAAUUAUGCUAUACUACAACUAGGCGUAGUGCUACUCAGAGUGCAUGACUUUUUUGCUACUUGAGUCAUUGGUAUAGUCGAUUGCGCCUUUCUUCUAGUUUUGUCGCGUGCGCGACCAUAUUGCCACCAAUCCCAAUCGUGCUAGCAAGAAGAUGAGAAGGGAAAUGAUUAAAGAUGAACUUCUAGAGCGUACUGCAUGAAAUAUAUACGCAUCUGCGGCUUGUCUGGUGGCUUAAUAUGAUGCAAUAGAAGCUCAGUGAAGCCGAGCGCUUUUAUAAUUCCUGAUCCUGGCGCCUGUGGCGUUCUCAAAGAUAAUCUUUAUUAUUAAUGUAACUAAAGCUAGUGCAGCAAUAUGAACGCUGGAGGCGCCUGUUGUAGUAGUACUAGGUGGCUACUCGUCAUAUCUAUGAAAAUCAAAAAGACAUUGAUGAUUUUUAGGAUCAAAGUAAGAAAGUGCAAUCCGCCUUAUUUCUGUUCGUCUUCUUCUAGUACUUUCUUGAGGGCGUCUACGUGUGCACUCUAGUAGUAGGCAUGAGAGCACGAGCGAGCCUCUUGAUAUUAGUGCAUGUUCUUGUCGCGUAAUUAUGCCAGUAGUUCGUCUAAAUAGUUAGAUGAAGCGUCUUAUCGAUCUUUUGAACUAGUUGUAGCGCUAGCAGUUCUUACUAGUGCUAGCGCUACAACAACUAGCAGGAGCAUGGCGCCAACUUCUUCUCAAACGAGGAGGAGAAUCGCGACGGUUGUCAUCUCAGCGCCGCAACUGUUACUUUGUUAUCUUCCGCGUCGUCAUGAUGAUCUACGCCAUCUUCUAACUUUCGGCGAAGGAGGCGCUAUCGCAGUGUCAAGUAUUUUGGUACUACGGUGGUCCCCUAGGGGAUGUCUCAAAGACUGAGCCUAGACAACAAAGUACCGCGACAGAUGUGGUUCUC
Messenger RNA from Amoebophrya sp. A25, 1017 nucleotides. The record is from the annotation of a GenBank genome assembly. Lineage: Eukaryota; Dinophyceae; Syndiniales; Amoebophryaceae.